CUACGUCAUAUACUCUGAAUAAAUAAAUCAACCCACGCCAAGUGCUACAGUUUGCGUAUUAGAACAGCUGUUCAAAAGACUAAUCAAUAUAUUCUUCGCCUCUUCCAUCAGUUUCAGCUAGGUUUACGAUAAUAAAACGCCUUAAAAUGACAAACACAACGGCAUCGGAAAUCAUUCCACUUCCUCGGACUUACCUUAUCGCCCUAAUCGUGUUCAAAAGCUUUUGCCUGGUAUUUGGUGUACUCGGGAACAUUGGCGUCAUAAUCUAUAACCUCUACAUGAAAAGCGAAAAAACACAAACGGGUUAUCUGGUUGCUAACUUGGCCUGCGCAGACCUUCUGACAUGCUUGACUAUCUAUCCAACAUGGAUCGCAGAAUUUGGCAUGAUACUUUCGGGAGUGCGAAGUAAUCAGACUUUCUUUUGUAAAUUUAGUUACACGACUAGUUGCCAGUUCGUUUUUGUAUCUACGUUAACGUUAUUAGCAAUCACAGUCGAUCGCUACCUUUAUAUAUCAUCACCUCUCAAAUACUCGUUGAUCAUGACAUGGAAAAGAACCUACGCUAUUCUUCUCAGUAUUUGGAUAUGCGCCUCCCUUUGUACUCCGAUAAUAGCCGUGUACGAAGAACCCACCAAAGUACGGACUUCGUGUUCUGGUCCAAUUGUUCUCGUCUUGAUUGCUGCCAUGAUUUAUGUCUUUAUGCCCAUUUGUCUAAUCUUCUACUACAAUUUCAAGAUUUUCCUACUGGCUAGAGGACAAGUUCGAAAGAUCCGCAAAAAUCGGGUAGCUUGUAUUCAUGAUAUACCUAGUUCUUCAUUCAACUCAUCAACAUCGGCGUCAGAAAUGCAUUCUCGUCACAGAAUAACAAGAGAAAUGAAGGCUAUAAAAACGUUUGCAAUUGUACUUGGCGUUUUCUUAUUUUGCCUCGCUCCGUACACGUCUGUCUUGUUGGUACAAAGUCUAGUUUGUAACUGCGUUCCUACCGUUGUCAUCAUUUUGUUUGGCGAUCUGGCAGGUGUGAACUCCAUUAUGAAUCCAAUCAUUUACAGCAUGAGACAAAAGGAAUAUAAGAAUUGUUAUCUCCGACUGAUUUCUGUCAUUCGCAGUCGACUGAUCUAAGUUAUUAGAGGCCAUUACCCGUUAGGUAACAAAGUCGGCUAAUCAUGCAGAAAAGGAAUUGCCUAUU
Messenger RNA from Dendronephthya gigantea, 1185 nucleotides. Its product is annotated as octopamine receptor 1-like. Gene Ontology annotation, cellular component: membrane. The record is from RefSeq and is a predicted model, not a curated record. Lineage: Eukaryota; Metazoa; Cnidaria; Anthozoa; Malacalcyonacea; Nephtheidae. The transcript has a single exon. Gene Ontology annotation, biological process: adenylate cyclase-activating adrenergic receptor signaling pathway. Gene Ontology annotation, molecular function: G protein-coupled receptor activity. Bases 147 to 1118 code for a protein of 323 amino acids.